Messenger RNA from Colletotrichum graminicola M1.001, 486 nucleotides. RefSeq lists its product as uncharacterized. NCBI's taxonomy places the organism in Eukaryota, Fungi, Ascomycota, Sordariomycetes, Glomerellales, Glomerellaceae. The transcript is spliced from 2 exons. The record is from RefSeq and is a predicted model, not a curated record. Bases 1 to 486 code for a protein of 161 amino acids.
AUGGAGUGCUCCCGAUACUUCGAUUGCCCUACCCAUGUCGUCGAGAGGCGGCUCUCGGGCGCAGAGGCCGACGAUAGCGAUGAGGGGGACGACGAACCAACCGUGCAGCUUCGAAUAGACGAGGACGCGGUUGGAAGUAGUUCCGGCGCAAGGCUCCAAACUAUCGAGCUCACCGCGGCCGGUGAUGCUGCAGAACCAAGAGCAAGCUAUGCGCCCGUGCCCGAGGCGACCGAUAACGUCCUACCGAUUGCAUCAGCAGAUUCAGCACAGGCAACCUCAGCACGGGAUACCGAAGGGCCUGAUGAGUCUCAGGAUCCCGAAGAAGCCGCGUCGGCACCACCAACGCCUCUGAGUUCUCGACUCUCAGAGUCCUCUCAACCUCUUCCUCCCACCGCAACGCCUGCACAGCCUACGGGAGAAUUUGCCUCUACGUCCAGCCUUGUCAUCGAGUCGAUCUCUGGAAACGGCGCCCCCGCCGCCACCUAG